AUGAAGAUUAAUCCAAAACGAAAGGAGAAAUUCCUAAGGAUUAUUGACAGGUGUAUCCAAAAAGGUGUUCUAGGCAUGCCUAUGGAUCCUGAAAGAGAGGAAUUUUGGCAAACAAUAGCAAGAAGUACUAUUAAGGAAAGAUGUAAAGCUAUUUUCAACCAAGAACUAUUAAGCGAUGUGAAAUUUGCUGUUUGUAGUAAAGGUGGAAGUGGAAGCAAGACGAUACCAGCACACAAGUUUGUGUUAGCAAUCAGUAGCCCAGUGUUCUUUGCCAUGUUUUAUGAUGAAAUGGCGGAGAGAGAUUGUGUUGAGAUCCCUGAUUGUGAGUACGAGAGCCUGUUGGAGGUGCUCCGUUUUAUAUACAGCGACGAGGCAAAGUUAAACCCUGGUAAUGUGAUGCAAGUGCUGUAUUUAGCGAAGAAAUACAUGCUGCCUUCACUGGCCCACAAGUGCUCUGUUUACCUUCAAGAGAACAUAGACUCGUCAAGCGUGUUUCAUGUCUUACCGCAGGUCCAGAAAUAUGAAGAAAUAGAUCUGUUGGAUUGUUGUUGGAAACAUAUUGAGGACGAAACAGAGGAAGCUGUAAAAUCGGACGGUUUCUUGACAAUCGAGAGGUCAGUACUCGAGGAAUUAGUAGAGAGAGAUUCAUUAAAUGUCAAGGAAGUGGAAUUGUUCAAGGCUGUCGAUAGCUGGGCGAAAAUAGAAUGUGAAAAGCAAGGCCUCAAAACAGAAGGAUCUGUGAAAAGAAGGAUUCUGGGAGAAAGGAUCGUCAAGGGAAUACGUUUCCCCGUGAUGGAGGAGAAAGAGUUUGCAAGUGUUGUUCUUGACAGUGGGAUACUUAGCCACAAAGAGACUAACGACUUGGUGAAGUAUUUUAACUCUGUACCAAAUACUUCACUUGAAUUUUCACAAGAAAAUAGAAAAGGUUCUCUUGUGCGUCGAGUUUAUAGGUUUUCAUCGUUUUUGGAAGGUUGGAAGGAAUCAUCCAAGUUCUGUGAUGUGAUAGGACUCUCCUGCGACAAAGACAUAAAUCUGUGUGCAGUUCGUCUCUUUGGUAACAAAGGCAAAGAAUAUCGUUUGCACUUGCAAAUACAGUCAGAUGGUUCUGAUUUGAUUAGAAGUAAAGAUGCUCAGUAUUUGCCUAGACAGAUCAAGAGUGAAAUGGGAAGUUAUCCAGGAUUUGAUGUAAUGUUUAAACCUCCGAUCGCGUUAAAAGCAAACUCUAAAUACUGGCUUAUAGCGGACAUAUGUGGUCCUCCAUCCUGGUAUGGAAAGGGUGGACAGUCUUGUAUGCACUGCUCUGGAGUUACCUUCAAAUUUUACAACCUCGAUGGAAUGGCUCAACGGGUAAAAAAGGGGCAAUUCCCUGAACUUCUGUUUACACUCGCCUGA
This is a messenger RNA of Porites evermanni, 1392 nucleotides long. NCBI's taxonomy places the organism in Eukaryota, Metazoa, Cnidaria, Anthozoa, Scleractinia, Poritidae. The record is from the annotation of a GenBank genome assembly.